AUGGCUUAAUAAACUCCAAAACAUAAUAAUUCUAACAAGAUUAAUUCCAAUUUACAAUUAUCUUCUAAUUAAAAACAAUUUGUAAAUGCAUCGUAAACCAUCGAUAAUGAUGUGAUUUCUAGUAAAAAGAAGGAAGUUUAUGACAGAUUGAUGAGUUCUUAAACAAAUAGAGACAAUCAAACAGAAGUAUCCUAAUACUUUGAUCAUUUAGGAGGCAAAUGUCUAUGUGCAUUAUGUAACUGUGGCAAACACAAAUGUAAUGGCAAAAAUUGCUUACACAAACCCUAAUUACAUGGAAAUUACACUAUUUAUUAAAAGGAAUAUCAGAAGAAGACUCCAGAAACUGGGUCUCGAUAUAAUCAGAAUAUAUUCACCCAACCUAAGGCAGAAGGAGAUCUAGGGAAUGUGACAACAUAUAAACAUGAUUUUCCAGGAUAUGAGAGCAAAGCUGAACUACACAAGAAUUCAUAGAAACCUACAGUAAGUGGAGUCCCUUUUUCUGGAUUGUCAACCUACAACAAUAUGUACUUGAAUUGGGGAAUGGGUGAUACACCUCAACUACUACCUUAAAAUAAUCCUACUAUUAUAAAGGAAAUGCCUUUUAUGGGAAGGAGCAUCUACAAAGACAGUUAUUAAGGAGUGUAAGCUCCUCCAGCAUAGAGUUGUAAAAACAUGAACAAAGCCAUGAAAUCCCCAUUAUCUCCCCCAGAUUUGCAAUUUUCUGCUGAAUCUAUAGCUAAAUCUUCGUAUAAACCCUUUAGAACCGAUAGAGUACCCACAGCUAAGAGCUAAUAAAAUGCAAACUUAAAUCCUUCUUAUAAUGGCUAAUACAAUAGUGAAUAUCGUAAAGAAUUUGAUCCAAAAAAUUUGAAUCAAUGUCCAGCAAAGGAAGUUUUGGAGGAAGUUGCUCGUAAUACAUAAUUUUGAAGAUUAAAAUGAUUAUGAUUAAAGAUAAAAAAUAAAACUAAAAUUUUGACA
Molecule: messenger RNA, 978 nt
Organism: Paramecium tetraurelia
Lineage: Eukaryota; Ciliophora; Oligohymenophorea; Peniculida; Parameciidae
Exons: 6
Biological process (GO): microtubule anchoring
Cellular component (GO): cytoskeleton
Molecular function (GO): microtubule binding
Source: RefSeq, a predicted model, not a curated record